Messenger RNA from Arabidopsis thaliana (thale cress), 2942 nucleotides. Its product is annotated as Mitogen activated protein kinase kinase kinase-like protein. NCBI's taxonomy places the organism in Eukaryota, Viridiplantae, Streptophyta, Magnoliopsida, Brassicales, Brassicaceae. The transcript has 15 exons. Gene Ontology annotation, molecular function: nucleotide binding; protein tyrosine kinase activity; kinase activity. The record is from RefSeq and is marked reviewed. The coding region runs from base 329 to 2239 and encodes 636 amino acids.
CUCGCACGUGACUUGCUUCGUCACUUUCGUAAAACCCCUUGACUGUGUUUUUGCUUCUUCCGCCAUCAAAAUCAAAACUUUCAAAACCUCCAAAAUCCAAUUUUUAUCUCAUGAAUCUCUGUUGCAAAUCUCUAUGCAUAUACGUACACAUACUCUAUAUGUGUGUACGUUUAGCUCUUUGUUGCUUGAUCAUGGCAAUCUUCAGAUCUCUCUUCUGUCUUUCUCUUGUUUCGCAGUGCGAUUUAAGCAGAUUGAUUGCUGGAUUUUGGAAUUGGAAGGACGUUUAUCUGCUUUCUGAAUUUGAAAUUUUGCAACCGAGGACUUGAAAAUGGGAGCUAAGUGUUGCAGAGGUCACCGAGGAUCAGUGGUGGAAUCAAAUGGUUCCGUGAUCUUGUCGUUAGCUGACCUAGAGGUCCAAGCUACUGACCUUAGGGAGAUGACUGUGGUAGAGGCAAGAGAUGCUGCUGGACCAUCAGAACCAAGACCUCCAAGUCCUACCUUGAGGCCUUCAGAAGUUGAGGAGACAUCCGAGCCUGUAUGUCAGGGAUCACUAGUAGAAACCUCUAAUACUGAUGAUGCUGGACCAUCAGAACCAAAUCCACCAAGUCCUACCUUGAGGCCUUCAGAAGUUGAGAAGAUAUACGUGCCUGUAUGUCAGGGAUCACUAGCAGAAACCUCUAAUCUUGAUCAAGAUGGGGUGUCAAGUUAUGAAGCAUCGAAUAUUUUUUGGAGUACUGGGUCCUUAUCAGACCCGAUCCCAAGUGGUUUUUACACUGUGAUCCCGGUUGAGAGAUUGAUGCAUUUUAAAAGCAUUCCUACAUUGGAAGAAAUUAAUGCGCUGGGGGAAGAUCGUCUUAAGGCUGAUGCGAUUUUUGUAGAUCUUAAGAACGAUAUACAGCUUGUUUUGAUAAAGGAGUUUGUCAUCAAACUUGUCACAGGAUUGGACUCCGAUAAAGUUAUUAAGAAAAUUGCUGGACUGGUGGCAAAUAUAUAUAAAAGAAAAACUCUGCAGAGUCCGGCAAGAACGCUGCAAUAUUUUGACGUUCAAGGGUUUACCCUGCUAGGACAAAUCAAGCAUGGUUCUUGUCGUGCACGAGCAAUCCUCUUUAAAGUUCUAGCUGAUGCUGUUGGUCUUGACAGUAAGCUUGUAAUGGGUUUCCCUACUGAUCUGAGAUUUUCUGCUAGCAUCGACUCAUAUAAUCAUAUCUCUGCUGUGGUUGAGCUCAAUAAUGUUGAAAUGCUAGUCGACCUUAAGCGAUGUCCUGGUCAGCUUAAACCCUUCUCACCCAAGGCAGUUUAUAUGGCUCAUAUCUCAAUGGCAUGGCAGCCUGAUUUUGUAGACAAUAACCCUUGUGCUUCACCAUUGGAGCCAAACAGUCCCAUGGAACGGUCUGGUCCACCAUCUGCAUUACAAUCCGGUUUAAGUCGUUCACUAGGCGAGCCAAACAUAGCUACUGAAGUUUUGCGGAGAAAGGUCAUCAAGGAACCGCCACCUGCUGAUUUCAGUGGUAACUCAGGAGCAGCGGAAUCGGAAAGUAAGAGAACAAAUGGAAGGUGUAUGAAUACUCCUGAUCUAAACAAUGACAUUGCCAGGGCAACAAUGAUGCAGAGUGACCUCUUGAAAGAGCGAGGUGUUGAUGAUUCAUCUCCUUACUCUCCAGAUGAAAAGAAUGUCUCUGGUUUCCAGCUUGAUUCCCAUGACCUAGUGUCUGGUGAAUGUUCGACAGUAUAUCCGCGGAAGUCAAUAUCAUUGCCGUCAUCUCCGCGAAGCUAUCAAAUUCAAUUAUCUGAAAGAAGUGAACAUUCACCUCAAGAAAUAAGCCACAUUUGGAAUGAAGUGCUGGAGUCUCCAAUGUUCCAGAAUAAACCUUUGUUACCAUUUGAAGAAUGGAACAUAGAUUUCUCCAAGUUGAAAGUUGGGGCUUCUGUUGGGAGUGGAACUUCUGGAGUAGUAUGUCGUGGCGUCUGGAAUAAAACUGAAGUUGCGAUCAAGAUAUUUCUUGGACAACAGCUUACAGCUGAGAACAUGAAAGUUUUCUGCAAUGAGAUAUCUAUUCUUAGGUAUGUGUCCUUUAAUUUUUUCUGUGCCUUUGCAACUUAUCUUCUCACCUUUCUUCCUGUCUUCUCUUCUGUGCAGCCGUCUUCAACAUCCCAAUGUUAUUCUGCUCCUUGGAGCAUGCACAAAGCCUCCUCAGUUAUCACUGGUCACAGAGUAUAUGAGUACGGGGUCCUUGUAUGAUGUGAUCCGUACCAGAAAAAAGGAGUUGAGCUGGCAAAGGAAACUAAAGAUUCUGGCUGAAAUUUGCAGGUGUUUCAUUUCUACACUAAAUACUUUCCGUUAAUAUUUUCGCCACAUUUAGAGCUUUCUAGAGACACUCCAUAGAUUUGAUCACCAAGUUCUCAUAAGGAUCAAGAUUCACACCGUCUCCUUUUAACAUAACAAAACUUAGAAAUAGUGCCAGGAAGCUCUCAUAAUCAUUUGUAUUUUUUUGUUUCACAGGGGUUUGAUGUACAUACACAAGAUGGGGAUAGUCCACCGUGAUCUAACCAGUGCGAACUGCCUGUUAAACAAGUCGAUAGUCAAGAUCUGUGAUUUUGGGCUCUCGAGAAGGAUGACAGGUACGGCAGUGAAAGAUACUGAAGCUGCAGGAACUCCUGAGUGGAUGGCUCCUGAACUUAUCCGCAAUGAACCCGUCACAGAAAAAAGCGACAUCUUUAGCUUUGGUGUUAUAAUGUGGGAACUUAGCACUCUAUCCAAGCCCUGGAAAGGAGUCCCAAAAGAAAAAGUCAUUCAUAUCGUUGCAAACGAAGGAGCCCGGCUCAAAAUACCUGAAGGACCACUACAGAAGCUUAUUGCAGAUUGUUGGUCGGAACCAGAGCAAAGGCCGAGCUGUAAAGAGAUACUGCACCGUCUUAAGACCUGCGAGAUUCCGAUUUGCUGA